CGAGAUUCGUUCGAUCGCUUUCUUUCAUUUUAUUCCCAAAACAGAAAAACUUGGUAAAUUAAUGAUAAAGUAUGUUGCUUUGAACACCAUAAAUUGCAACAAGUUUUAAAGCGUCGUUGCCGGUCAUGGUGGCAUAAACUUCGAGAUGUCUAGUAGCAGUUCUUUAUUAUUUUCUAUCAAUAAUGAAGGCAAAGUGUACGCACUAUCAACUAGUGGAUCAUGCUGGAGAGAAUUUAUGUAUCUUGGCUUAGAAUUUAAAACAUUGUCUGCAGUACCUCAUUUUCUAUGGGCUGUUGGAGGUGACCGACAAAUAUAUCUUCAUGUCCAUGGCUUAGAAAUUCCAAUACGCGUAAAAGAGGAAUCUUUUGAAAAUGAGAGGUGGUUACCAUUAGAAGGAUUUAGUGGCCGAUUGCUUCCUACAGAUAGAUAUCAUUUUUCCUCCCAAGAUGGUACGAAAGAUAGGUCAAUUGAUCGUAUACGUUUACCAUCCAUGGCAUGGCAGUGGGAAGGGGAUUGGCAAUUGGAAUUAACAUUGGAUGGACAACCCCUUGACCACGACGGCUGGAGUUAUGCAGUUGACUUUCCUGCUCAAUUCAGUACAGUAAAACAAUGGAAGUCUUGUGUUAGAAGGAGAAAAUGGAUAAGGUAUCGAAAAUUUAGUGCAAUGAAUUCCUGGUGUGCCAUUGCCCCUCUCCAUAAAGACCCAACUCAAGAACCUUUCAUUGAUGUUAGUAUAGGUGGUAAUGACAUUCCAUAUGCACUGCCAGGUUCACUGUCAGUGUGGUCAAUAACAGCUCAUGGUAGAGUCAUGUGUAGAUCCGGAGUGAGUACAACUUCACCAGAAGGUUUGAAAUGGAUAAAUGUAAGUAUACCCCCAAACUGUGAUAUUAAACAGAUAUCUGUUGGGCCUACUGGCCUGGUGUGGGCUUUACUCUGGCAUGGUCGGGCAAUUGUACGAAAGGGUAUUACUAAAGAUUGUACUACAGGUGAUGGUUGGCUUGAAGUGAAAUCACCUAAUGAAACAAAACUUUCAUCUGUGUCUGUAGGGUACAAUGCUGUAUGGGCUGUUAGUUCUGAUGCUCGAGUUUGGUUUAGAAAAGGUAUUGAUGGCACCUUAGCUGGAUCUUCUGAGGUUGCUGCAAUGGGAAAUGGUUGGUUAGAGAUCACUGGAAAUAUGAUUCAUAUUUCUGUUGGUAGAAAUGAUCAAGUUUUUGCUAUCGGAGAGACAGAUAAAUCAAUUUAUUGGCGAAGUGGAAUUACACCUUCUGAGUUAACAGGAAAAAGAUGGAGAAUGGUACAGGCUAAUAUGCAACUUAGUCGUACAUCAAGUACUGCCAGUGUUAUGUCUUCAGCUUCUAAUCCUAAGCAUCACAGUUUGAAUACUCUUAAUGAAACUGGACCCGAACUCAAAUCCAAUAUUAAAUUAAAUAAUUCCUGGGAGGAAUCCCAUUCCGCCCCUAUCGAGCACACUCUGCCAGUAAAAUCUGCUAAAGAGAGACGUUCUAAAGGAAAUGCUCAUGUUGAACAUGUUGAUAUGACUGGUAAAAGCUAUGAAACUACACUGAAAAAUCCUCGUGCUUGGAGCCCUGUUCGAAGUGUUGGGUCAGUAGUUGGCAUGGAAGCCCAACCUGAUAGUGAUAGCAGUGUCUUUGAUGUAGAUUCAGGUAUGUAUUUUGAUGAGGAAGUAAGUCAAACAGCUUGGGGUACAUGUGAUACCACUUGGACAUUUGUUGAUGCUGGUGCUUGUUGCGUGGACACAGUUCAGAUUCCUCAUUGGUUCACUGAUAAUCAAAAUGCACAUAAUUCUGAUUUAUCAACCAAGUGGAGAAUCCAAAUUUUGGAGAGCCUAAAGAAUAGAAAUCAAGGGUAUAAUAUUGACUUAUCAAAUUAUGGUAUUGCUAUUGAGGAAAAAGGGUGGACGCGCAGUUGUGAAUCAAGAUUGAUUAAUGCUAACAAUACUGGUGAGGACUGCAUACUAUCCCUCUACUGGCAUGCUUUAGAAAAUAUUGGAACCCUUUCAGUAUUUCAACCAGAUGGAACAAUAAAAUUUAUAUUGAAUUUAGGUGAAGUCACAAGUGUUUUUACAUCAUCAGAACCAGGGUGUCCAAGGGUAACUUUGAUAGUUCCUAGACAACUUAAGGAUGGUAUCAAAGUCCAGUUCAUAUCUGAAAUGGAACAGGAGGAAUGGCUGUGUGUAUUAGUAGACAUAACAUCACAAAUAAAUACACUAUCUGGAAAACCUUCACCUAAUUCAUUAUGGGCAAUCACUAACUCUGGAGAUAUAAUUAAUUGGGACCCAAAGGCAGCAAAAUUAAAUGCUGAUAAUAAUGGUUUAUACACCAAAGAAUUUCAAGUAUUUGGAAAAGAUAUUUUGUCUGGGUUCUCAACCAAUUUGAGUAGUAGUUUUCCACCUGGCAGUACAUUAAAAGUUGUAGGAAGCUUAAAUGAUAAUAUAAAAAGAUUUCAUAUAAACUUGCAAGGGCCCGAAAUUAAAAAACAAAGGCACAAAAUAGAGGUGGAAGUUACAGACAUUCCCUUACAUUUUAAUGUUAGAUUUGAUGAAUCUAUUGUUGUAUGCAAUACAAAGAUAUUUGGCAAUUGGGGAUGUGAAGAACGGCAUGAGCUGCCUCUUACACCAGGCCAAGAAUUUAGUAUUAAAAUCAUUUGCCAAGAACAGGGCUUUAAAGUAACAGUCAAUGAAAAAAGCUAUUGCUUUUUUGAACAUAGACUGAAUCCUGAAACUAUAACAACAGUGUCGGUCAAAGGCCCUCUAAAACUUUUCUCUAUGGAAUACAGCACAAAUAGCAUAAUUAUAGAUCCAGAAGAAAUGGUUUGGCGUGUUAUGGGAGGAUACUUACGCAAAGUUGAGUGUUGUCAAAAUGGAAUUGUCUGGGGAAUCAGUCAUGAUCAUAGAGCCUGGGUUUACACAGGAGGAUGGGGAGGUGGUGGCCUAAAAGCAUUAAGCACAAAGGAAGGUAUCAAUUCUAUGACAGACACGCAAACAUAUUGUGUUUAUGAAAACCAGAGAUGGAACCCACUCACUGGUUAUACAUCAACUGGACUACCUACAGACCGCUAUAUGUGGAGCGACAUUACUGGAAAACACAAAAGAACACGCGAACAUACAAAAUUGCUCAGUCGUCAUUGGCAUUGGAUAUCGGAAUGGAUGAUCGAUUACAAUACUCCCGGUGGUGUAGAUAGUGAUGGGUGGCAAUACGCGACGGACUUCCCGGCGCCUUAUCAUGGGAAGAAAUUGUUCACCGACUGCGUACGACGCAGACGUUGGUAUCGUAAAGCUCAAAUCGUCACAGAAGGACCCUGGUAUCGUGCCGGUGGCACUGCUUUGUUGGACAUCUCCCUAUGGAAUGAUGGCGAGGAAACGUCCGUUUGGGCAAUCACUUUAGGGGGGGAGGCUAUUUACCGUACCGGAGUAACUGCAAAUACCCCUGCGGGCGUCCACUGGGAGCAUGUAAAUAGCCCUCAAUCUUUCAUUGCCAUAAGUACCGACAAUUACUUAAUCUGGGCUGUGGGACGAAAAGGAGAAAUUUAUUAUAGAGAAAACUCAUGUAAAGAGAACGUAGCCGGAAUAAGUUGGAGGAUAAUAGAAGCUCCAAAAUGUAAUAAUAAUUUUAAUCAAAAAUCUGUGGGAGCCAAGUCUGUAUCACUAACUAAACAUUCAGCUUGGGUUUUACUAUCGAAUGGUGUUUUUGCUGUUCGAACUGAAAUAAGUGCAGAUCACUGUGAUGGAAAACAAUGGAAAUAUUUAACAGAAUGCGAAACAACGUUCAAAGACGUGUCGGUGAUAGAGCAAGAGGUGUGGGCGGUGAGUUCGGACGGCGCGCUGCAUCGACGGCUCGGAGUCUCCGCGGACAGUCCCGCGGGGAACGCGUGGCAAUUGGUGCACGUCGGGCCUAUAGUCCACGCCUCGGCUAGAGGAAGCUCCUUACACUCAACUUAGAGUUGACUAACCAAUCACUACAACGCUACAGAAGUCCAGAGUUUUUUACCAGCAUCACCGGCAACGCGUGGAAUUGCGCACACUAGAGUAAAUUAUACAAUUACGUGACUGUACAACGGCAAAGAACUUUAAUUUUUUACCAGCAUCGCCGGCAACGCGUGGAAUUACGCACACUAGUAUAAAUUAUACAAUUACUUGACUGGACAACGUUAAUGAACAUAAGAUUUGCACACCAGCGCCACUAGUAAUGCCAGUCCUACUCAAAGAACACAGAAAGACGUUAGAAGGGCCUUGUGGGCGGGUUAGGCGCGCCACACUGUUGUGUGAGCGAAUAUUCAUAACUUGGUUCUGAUUGCGUCGUUGCUUAGGUGUGAGCGCUGAUUAGGUCGAUUGUUUGAUGUCGCGUCGUUUGAUUGGCUAUAAAGUAGAAGUGUAGUGAGGGCGAGCCGGCUACAUCGGUUACUGUACAAACGGUCUAUGAGCACACUUCUAACCUCUUUCUGUGUUCUGUGGUCCUACUAUAGUCCACGCCUCGGCAAGGGAAAGCUCGUUACACUAAACUAAUGAACCACGUGACUGUACAACGUUAACGAAACCCGUUGAAAGGGUUUUAUGUUAAAUGAGUGGUGUUGAGCGUGAAAACUUAAGAAAUUAAUAACAUUUAAGAACCCAAGAUUUUAACUAGCGCCACUGGCAACACAUGGAGUUGUGUGUAGGAGUAAAUUUUACAAUCACGUGACUGUAAAAAUGUUAAAGAACUUUAAAUUUUUACCAGCGCCACUGGUAACGCGUGGCUAUUGGUGGACGCCGGGCCUAUAGUCCAUUACUUCGCCAAAGGAAGCUAGUUACACUAGAAUAAACUAACCAAACACGUGACCAACGCCAAAGAACUAAAUAUUUUUACCAAAUAAUCAUGUCGCGUAUUGCGUCAGUAUUGGCUAUUAUAGUGACUUCAGAGAACACUUGAGUAAGAAUGUCUACAAUUUUAGUUGUGAUGAAAACAAAGUUAAAGUCACUCUACGCAAGGGAAACAAUGAGGGUUUUCUGGAAUGACGGGCACCAGGUGGCAGUACUCAGACGAAAGGUGUACUUAUCCGUAAAAUCUCAUAUGUCUUCAUAGUCUAUGGAUCCAUUUAAAUGCUCGUCCGAUUAGUUCGCGCAAAAAACUUUCAUACAAAAGACCUCACGUCACAGUAGCGCCAACUGGUGACAUAUAUUUUCAUAAACAAAAAAGGAAAUAGAACUGUACCCCUAGCACGAACCAUUAACUAAUAACAUUUCGCACUCGCAAACUAUUCGAAUGCGAUAAUGGUUCGUGCUAGGGGUACUGAAGUUAAUUGCGAUGGUUCUUUCGCGAUUUAAAUGUGACUACUAUUUACAUUCCUAGUAUUUAUUAUUUCCAAUAAUAUUUAUUAAGCUUAAAUAACUACUGC
Molecule: messenger RNA, 5391 nt
Organism: Chilo suppressalis (striped riceborer)
Lineage: Eukaryota; Metazoa; Arthropoda; Insecta; Lepidoptera; Crambidae
Source: the annotation of a GenBank genome assembly